GCACAUUUCAUUAUAAAAAUAACGAGGAAGGGAAUAUUCCUGACUUUUGCAGAGGAUUUGUAUUGGUUUUAAUUUUGCACAAAUUGCCUUACUUGGAGCACAAAUUAAAUUUUAAAAAGGAGGAAUUCAGUAAAUCUACAAACAUGGCCGACGAUUGGGAAUCUGCAGUCGACAGUGAAGUGGUAAUACGCCCGAAUACUGCAAGCUUGAACAAGUGGGAUGGAGAGGACGAUGAUGAUGAUGUUAAGGAAAGCUGGGAAGAUGAGGAGGAGAAGAAGGACGAAGAGAAGCCCACAAAAACAGAAGUACCAGCAAAAACGAAACCGAAUAAAGCACUCAAAGCCAAAUUAGCUGAACAAGAGCGGAUAAAUGAGGAAGAAGAGGAAAAACGACUGGCCAAUCUGACAUCAGAAGAGAAACUGGCUGAGAAAUUGCGUCUGCAGAAAAUACAGGAAGAGUCGGAUCUCAAAAGUGCACUAGACACGUUUGGGGUGACGAGUAUAGGUGGCGGCCUUGAUGCAUUCAAUCCCCAAAGCAAUGAAGAGUUUAAGGAGUUUGGGGCAACGCUUAGUUGGAAAUUAGCACAAUACCGAGAAUCACCACACUUCCCACAGUUUGUCGAAGAUCUAGUGCGCAGCAUAUGCGUUAACUUAAGUGCUGCUGACAUUAAGAAGAUUAAGAUGAGCGUAGAAAGCUUACACUCUGAAAAAAUAAAAAUGGAAAAAGCAAAUAGUAAGAAAGCCGCUGCCAAGGCCAAAGGAAAAGUUUCGUUGCGUACUGAAAAUGAUGAUAUUGAUGGCUACCAGAAAUAUGGAAAUGAUUUUACCGACGAUUACGAUGAUUUUAUGUAAAACGAAAUCUACAGUACACCCCAUUAUCUGAUUAUUAAAUACAUAGUUGCUUGUUGAAGAGUUCUUGUUGGAAGAAACUGUGCAGGAAUUUGAGUCCUUUGUUGAUUAUGAAUGUUGGCUUAGAGCGACAUACUGAUUAUGAAUACACAUACUAUAUAAAAACAUGCAUAUAUUUACACAACACACAGUAAAUAGAAAGAGCGAUUGAUAUACAGACAUAUACAUUUAUAACUAGUUUAACGACAAGUCAAGCAAUCAAGAAACCUCAACGAACAUUUUGCAGAUUACAAAAUAUGGAAUAAUUAGGUACUUGUAUUAAAUUAUAGAAAUGUCAUAUUCUAAACGGCUUCUUGUAAAUUCACUUUUGUAUCAUAAUAAAAUGCGAUAUUAAAGAUUA
Molecule: messenger RNA, 1248 nt
Organism: Scaptodrosophila lebanonensis
Lineage: Eukaryota; Metazoa; Arthropoda; Insecta; Diptera; Drosophilidae
Gene: eIF3j
Product: eukaryotic translation initiation factor 3 subunit J
Exons: 6
Coding region: 144-851 (235 amino acids)
Cellular component (GO): eukaryotic translation initiation factor 3 complex; cytoplasm
Molecular function (GO): translation initiation factor activity
Source: RefSeq, a predicted model, not a curated record